Aedes aegypti (yellow fever mosquito) is the source of this 3869-nucleotide messenger RNA. RefSeq names its product probable basic-leucine zipper transcription factor P. The coding region runs from base 696 to 2261 and encodes 521 amino acids. Gene Ontology annotation, molecular function: ubiquitin protein ligase binding; ubiquitin-like ligase-substrate adaptor activity. The transcript has 7 exons. Gene Ontology annotation, biological process: protein ubiquitination; positive regulation of proteasomal ubiquitin-dependent protein catabolic process. Lineage: Eukaryota; Metazoa; Arthropoda; Insecta; Diptera; Culicidae. Gene Ontology annotation, cellular component: cullin-RING ubiquitin ligase complex; nucleus. The record is from RefSeq and is a predicted model, not a curated record.
AUCGUCGUUCUCAGUCGAUAGAACGGCGUCGGUCGAAACGGGUGCUCUCGCUAUAACUACCGCGCGCGCCCAUCGUAGAAGUAAACGUUCCGAACACGCAUAUGUUUCGCCAUCGGUCAGCUGUUUUCCAUCGGAAGUUGAUCGGGGCGCGCUUUUCCGGAAACUGUCUCUGUAGGAUUCCAGCACCGCCGUUCCGAAAUCUAGCUAUCGGAGCUAGUUUUGUUUGCCCGCCAACGGUUAUACGGUGAAUGGUGAAUCCGUUGGGAUAUGAAGAAUUGCUGUUUCGUCACGAAGAUUAAGUGCUAACUGCGAACGACGGACGGAUUUAUAAGGCCUUGGAAUAGCUACGGAUGGCCUGUGGUGAUGAUUACGCAGCGAUGUGACGAUACAGUUUCGGUUUCAUAGUGCGAUGGGAUCGACGGUGGUUGUUAUUCAACGAUUAAUUUUGUGAAAUGUGUCAUACAGAGCAUGCAGCUUCAGUAUAGUUCAGAGAAAACAUCUAUCUGUUCCCGUAAUCAGCCUGACAGUGCUUUGUGUUUGUGCAUUAAGUAAAACCACGAACAGAAACUGAGUAAAUCCUUAAAAUACCCAACUAGUGUAAACAGCAACACGUGUCUUGUAGUCUUGCCAUUGAGUGACGUAUUGUGGCGCCACUGAAAUUGCAGUUCGUCAUCCAAAUCGUAGACUACUCCGUCAUGAUGCCAUCGUCGUCGUCGUCUGGCUACGUAGCCAGUGUAAAUGCAUUGGACAUGUUCGACAAGCUGGGGACGUCUCCGUUUCCUACGGCUCCUUCGGCGACUUCGGCACUGGUCCCAUCCUCCCUACCACAGUUUCCAAUAAUGCCGCCGUCUAUGGGUUUCCCGUUUGACGCACUCAAUGUGUCUUCGUCCUCCGUUGCAAUCGCGUCACCCAGCCAGACGCCCACAGUGGUGACUACCGUCGGUACCGUUUCAGGGACCGAGGAUUUCGUCGUACUGCCAGGGCCAGAGGACGUCCUGCUGUUCAACAGUUCCAAUGGUCUGUACCAGCAGUCGGUGACGCUAACCGCCCGGAUGUAUCCGAUUGAGGCCACCGUGGCAAAGUCAAUCUGGGGCCUACCGACGCUGAUCUGGGGUAUCCUGAUCGGGACCAUCGUGAUACUGAUCGUCAUCCUAGCGACUUUGUUCUUCUGCUGUUGGCUACAGCCGCGGACGCGCAAAUUGCUCAGCUCGAGCUACUACACCGGAAGCAGCGUAUCUCACAAUUCGAUCGUGCCAAAGUCGCAAACCAGUGAUUCGAAUCAGCUAGUAAUGCCCUUGUCCAUUGGCAUAUGCCCACCACAGUAUAGUGCACCUCCUCCCCCGACGAGCAACAGCGGUAACAGCAACAGUAAUCAACAUCAGCAAAACUGCACGGCAGCAACAUCAACCGGAAUCCCAUGUCAUCCUGCUGGAGGCAGUGCCGGUAACACCGGCGGACAUCACAGCAAAUACGGCAGUUCACCACAGCAGUAUUCGCACGCGUAUCAUCAACAGCAGCAGCAGCAGCAACAAUUUCAGCAUCAUCACCAAUGCAUUCAUCAUCAGCAACAACAGCAGCAACAGCAACAACAAUAUCAUGCUCAUCAUGCCCAACUGCAACAUCAGCAGCACCAACAGAGUAGUCAGUACGCCCAUCAACAACAAACACUUCAACAAUAUUACAAUCAACAACAGCAACAGUAUCAACAGCAGCAGCAACAGCAGCAGCAGCAGCAGCACCAACAUCAGCAAAUAACACAAUACAUUCAUCCGACGCAGCAACAGGCGCUGCAACAGCAGCAACAAAGGGAGCAUCAAAUCCAACAGCAUCACUUUCAUCACCAGCAACAACAGCAGCAGCAAAAUCAGCAUCGCCACCAACAGCAACAUCAUCAGCAGGGCCAAUUGGUGCAUCACAAAUCCAUGUGGGCCAUUAAUCCACUCUAUGCCUCCAGUGGGGUGAUAAAUGACGGCUCCACGGGCGGUGGUGGCGAUGGCACGGACGAAGACUGCGGCAGCACAUCCUACCGGACGCGGUCCCUGCCAUCGUGGGGUAAAAACAAGCAACGGCCGCUUUCCAAUGCCGAUGACUUGGAGGAACUGUAUGCCAAGGUGAAUUUUAGCAAAAAGCGCCGCAAUCGAAUGCGCAACGACGAGGCGGCCAUCAUAGCCCUGUGCCGAUCACGGUCUCAGAACCUCUCGGCCCUGCCAAUGGCCGACCAAGACGCGGUCGUAGUCUACGAUGAACGGACGGCCCUCUAGGCAGUUGUUGCAGGAAAUAUCCAACCAAAUCAACUCUAGUCAUCUGACUUUUGAAAGAAAAUCUCAACUGACAGGAAUAGAAUGCUGGAAUACAAUACGGUUUUUCUUUUGAUGUAGACAUCAACGAUCUACAGCUUUUUAGCAAAAGAUGAAACAGUUGACUAUUUAACAUAAAUAAAUUAUUGAAUCCUUAGCUUUAUUGUGACAGCAAUUCAUUGCAGCAGAAGUUUGUUCCUUCUUUCACUGAAAAAGUGGAUAUCCCAAACAACCACCAAGCACCUAACGCUCCAAAUCGUCGAUAUAGUGUUAGUGUUGGACUCAUAAGUCGUUAAACAGUUCACUUUUAGCACUAUAUGCCUGUUUUGGAGAAAUAUGGGACUCCGCGUGCUUAUUUGUUACCUGGGAUGGUUAAGAUAGGAAUACACCGCUAGUUUGUGUUGCAGUUUGUGAUUGCUAGCAAGAAAAACGGAAAGCGUUUGGUAUAAUGUCGCCUAAAACAGCAUAUAAGAUACAAAUCAGUUAGAAAAAAUAAUAAUUGUUGGCGUUUGUUCCCCUCAAAAUGGGCAUAAUCAAGUUGUUCUCCCAUAAUUCAAGCUAUUAAAACUUUUGGACGAUUUUUGUUUCAUGUAUUUGCAAACCAAAAACUAUCCUAACAAUAAAAAAAUCAAUAUCAUACGAAAAAGAGAACGAAAAUGUAUAAAUGAUGCUAUAUAUACAAGAAAUUAAAAAAAAGUAUUUCGACUAUUGAACCUAAUAAACAUAAAGUUUACAAAGACUGAUAGAUUUCCCAUUGUAAAGACAACUAAAUACUACCGUAGAAGAAAAAAAAAUCGGAUCCGGUGAAUAGAAUUUUAUGUGACCUAAGCGAGUUAGAAAGCAAACCUAUCGACUUCCGCGUAUUUUUAUAAACUAAAACUCGAGAUUUUUAACUUUUCCAAUCGCAAAUGCUCACGCGUAAAAAAAAAGUCAUUCAACCCUCAAAUGUACUUAUAUCAUUUACAUGAUAGUUCCACUCGUCAAAGAUCUUUCGAUGUUCGUAAAAGCUGACUGCAAGUCGUCUAUUUCCUAAGAGGAAUUAUGGGACUUGUGAGGCGUAUCAGUGCGUUGUACAUUCUAGGCAACAUUCUAGCGUCACAUUUUCAUUAGGAAGAUAUGUAUUUAUAUUGUACGUGUAGUAAAAUUGGCAACGAAUGCAUCAAAAUCGGUAGCAAAAUAAAAUUAAAACAUUCAACAAAUGUUGUUUUUCUCGUUUCGGCCAUAUUAGUUGAUAUAUCAGUAGGCAAAUAAGCGUACCGGCUAAUUUAAGCAGCAUGUAUCAUUGGAAAUGAGCGACCAUUAUCUGUAGUAACGCAAUUUGGAAACAAUCGUAAAACGUAGGUUUUGAGUGGUUUUAAUUUGCUGGCAAACGAGACCUAAAAAAUGCAAAGCAAUUAAGGUAGAAAAGUUUAGGCAGUGCUAUGCUCAAAACAGCACCAUUGUUGGGAUCAUUGCAUAUACGCAGUCAUCAUGGAGAUAGUACAGGAAACUCGAACAUAGUUUGUUCAGUGAGAUGGCUUUGAAAAGCAGAAAAAUGCUAAUUAAAGAUGGAAUAAAAAAUAAGUGAAUUGA